AUGACUGCGGAAGAGAGCAGCUCUGCCCCAAAUGGAGAUGAAAGCCUCCACAACGACCACCCGGACGACACUAGCCAGAGUUCUGAUCUUGAAUCAAGCACCUCACAGGCCCCUGAAGAACUCGCAGCCGAGCUCGACUAUUUUAGAGGUCUUCUGGAACGGAUCAUGAUCAUUGUCCGCAGCGGAGAUCAGGCGCGUGUUGCUCACUUGAUCUCCAUCAUUCGUGCCAAUCCCUCUGAUACCGACAUCUACGAUCUGCUGAACAACGAUCCUGCCAUCAAUGAUAUUCCCGAGGAUGAAGAUGACGAAAGCCCCAGGGAAGAGAACAAUUAG
Molecule: messenger RNA, 333 nt
Organism: Aspergillus fijiensis CBS 313.89
Lineage: Eukaryota; Fungi; Ascomycota; Eurotiomycetes; Eurotiales; Aspergillaceae
Exons: 2
Coding region: 1-333 (110 amino acids)
Source: RefSeq, a predicted model, not a curated record